CACUUUUCUUUCUCUCCCUCUAUUUUUUUUUUUACUUGUUCAAUUCUUAUUCUAUCAUGGCGUAUUAUCCCUGGACACUUGUUUUCGUCAAUAUCAUAUUGGCCAUCACACGGUUCCUUGUAGUUGCCUCUAUCGGCGCUGCUAUUGCUGUAUACUCUAGGCUCCGCGGCGAGCACGCUAACAGUAUCCGAUGGGUCCGACAAGGAGGAUACCUGGAAAUGUUCAACUUCCUCAUCAACACUCGUAACGACAUAUCACUACAAGCCAAAACAGCACUUUUAUUCACCAUUCUCGCCACGCUCGCAGCAGCCAUCAUGGGAAGAGGAGCAGUACGAUUCAUUGAGCCUACAACCAGAGCAACAAAUCCAUCCUCCGCUAUUGUAAACACCAAACAGUACUUGCCACUUGGAGAGAGUAUGUUCAGUGGAUGGUCAAAGUCUAUCCGUAAUAUCUCUACCGCUGUGGACACCGUAGUAGCAAUGAUAGGCGACACUAAACUUAUCCCAGAUGCUGUUGAAGGGCGGAUAUAUACCCCAAAACUAUCGCCAUAUGAAAGCGGAUGUGACAAGCUAGAUAUUUACGCAAUGUUAGACGAUUCUAGGGCUCUUUUGGAAAACAAUGGUUGUGCAAAGACUACACUCAGCAUCCGCGGCGCCCCAAUAGUCUUUAAUACAAAAACCAUGCGCAAAAAGAAGAGGUCUGACAGUCGAUGGAGCGUCUCUGUAAAAUCUGAAUCCUUUAAUUUUUACAAUGAUUUGGUCAUGAACAUUGCCGUGGAUCGCGAUGGAGAGGUUUGCACUUUGCCUAACACCUUCAGAAGUGUAACUCUUGAACCCACUAAUGGAUUAACCAUUUUACCGAUGACUUCGAUAAAAAAAUGCGUUUUUCCUUCUGGAAGAGUCACUACAAUCACCGUUUCCGAUAUGAACUUUGUGAUUACCCCGUCAAAUUUCUUUAACGAAACUUCGAAAGAAAUAUUUGAUGAUUACGAUGAACUUUUUCAAGCUAUGGAGCCGGUCAUUCAGAAUGCAACUGCAGGUCCAGGAAACAUCACUAGUGUAUUCAGUGAGAUGAGGAUUCAAGGCACCUCCAUCAAUGUUUUGACAUGUGCCCCAACCCGCUACUUGCCUUGGGAACUCAUAGAUGACUUCAAUGGCGACUACACCAAUCCCAACUUCAAAGAUAUCACAUUGUGUUUGUACGUAGUCGCUGAGAUAAAUAUGUUGAAGGAAAAAAGAAUCGAUCCUCAAAUAAUAUCUGAGUUUGGGGGCGUCUUGCCAGAAAUGAAAGACGAGAGCAUCUCAAUGCAAAUCACCUACCUUAGAUCAGCAGGCCAAGCGCAAUUCUCAAUCUCCAGCAUCAGAAACGCUACGGCUGCGAUAUCCCAGUACUUUGCGGAAUUAGGAUACAACUUUUUAGCUGAUCUCACUAAGAGCCGCUUAAUUGUGUUAUAUGACACAAUCGACAUCGAGCAUGGCCUUGAGAUCCCCCAAUGGCUUAUCAUUCUUGUACCCGUCAUCGCUUCCUGCUGUCUUGUUUUUCUGGUGGCCACGGAGUACCUCUUAGACGGACGAUAUACCAGCUCGCUCUACAAAACAAUCGCGCUUCCGAUGCAACACUAUUUGAACAACUUUGCGCCAAUGCUGAUGCGGUCGAAGGUCAACCCUGUGGAGUUUGAAGGUGUUCCUGUCAUUCCCACAGAGCCUAGUUCUAAUGUGGAUACAAAACAUAGUUCAAAAGUUAUAGCUAAUUGUGCCUCUUCCACGAUCAAUAAUCCCAAAUCCUAGUCACGAUAUUGUUAACUGUAAUAAAAACUCGCG
Molecule: messenger RNA, 1820 nt
Organism: Lobosporangium transversale
Lineage: Eukaryota; Fungi; Mortierellomycota; Mortierellomycetes; Mortierellales; Mortierellaceae
Exons: 1
Coding region: 57-1787 (576 amino acids)
Source: RefSeq, a predicted model, not a curated record